This is a messenger RNA of Prorocentrum cordatum, 1050 nucleotides long. Lineage: Eukaryota; Dinophyceae; Prorocentrales; Prorocentraceae. The record is from the annotation of a GenBank genome assembly.
GUGGCGCUGCUGGAGCUGAAGCUUGACCACAUGGCUACGGGAGGGCCCUCGCCACCGCCGGUGGCGCGUGAGGCCUUCCACCGCGGCUUGGAGCUUCACGCCUCGCUCGACGCGCUCCUGGGUACUCACAGCCACUGUCUCGGGACCGCUCUCGCGCUGGCCAAGCCUUGGUUAUCGAGACAAGCCCACAUCGACGCGGUGCACGUGAAGAAAGAACAGGAUGCAGCGGCACACGGUGCCUUCUCUUGGCUGAGCAAUCCUGGCGGGCCGGCGCAGGCUCUGCCCCCGAUCCCUACGGGUGUCGGGGCGUGGCACGCCGCCCACCUGGAGGCAAUGCUGGCGGCAAAGGUCCCGCCCGUCCCCAAGUACGUCGUCAUUGAGGACACUGGGUCGGACACCUUCAGCGACGACCUGGGCUACAGCAACGUGUGCUUCCCCGUUGUCAGUCCGGGGUCGUCCGGGGGGGGUCAGUCGUCCGGGGCCAGUCCGGGUCAGUCCGGGGUCAGUCCGGGCCAGUCCGGGUCAGUCCCGGGUCAGUCCGGGGUCAGUCCGGGGUCAGUCCGGGGUCAGUCCGGGGUCAAGCCGGGGUCAGUCCGGGGUCAGUCUGGGGUCGGUCCAGGCCCGGUCAGUCCGGAGUCAGUCCGGGGUCAGUCCAGGGUCAGUCCGGGGCCAGUCUGGGGUCAGUCCGGGGUCGGUCUCCGGGUCGGUCCGGGGUCAGUUCAGUCCGGGAUCAGUCCGGGGUCAGUCCGGGGUCAGUCCGGGGUCAGUCCGGGGUCAGUCCGGGGUCAGUCCGCGGGCCAGUCCGGGGCCAGUCCGGGGCCAGUCCGGGGUCAGUCCGUGGUCAGUCCGGGGUCAGUCCGGGGCCAGUCCGGGGUCAGCCCGGGAGUCCAGUCCCGGGGCAUUGUGGUGCAGAGGGUGCGGCAAGCUCAUCUGCCCGUGGUGCUGGCCGCCCUGGCUCGAGAAGCGUGUCCACGAGAUUGCGAGUCCUUGUACGUGAUCAACCUCGUGGUCUGCCUGGUCGUCGUCGUGGUGCCGCACGUCUGCGUCCAG